Messenger RNA from Protopolystoma xenopodis, 531 nucleotides. Lineage: Eukaryota; Metazoa; Platyhelminthes; Monogenea; Polystomatidea; Polystomatidae. The record is from the annotation of a GenBank genome assembly.
UUGAAUACAGCCAUUGCCUCAUUUGCCUUUUUCCACAAUCAGCCAGAUCAUCCAGCCUGGCCUUCUCGUUCCUCCGAGUGUCCGCCUCAUACUCCAGCAGGACCUCUUGUUGCUGUCCAGCUCACGCCAGCUUCAGCGGAACGUCUGGCUCAAUUGCUCAGUGCUUCUGGUCCUCUGCAUCUGGUGGCAUCGAAAGAGUUGAAAGAUGGGAUGCCGCCCUCUUCAGAUUCUGCUACAGCCGCCCAGUUGACCUCUUCCUCAUUUUCCACUUCGCUAACCUCUUUUCGAUCAUUAUGGAAUCCUGAUCCUCUCUCGCGAGACCCGUCUAUCUCUGACUCCUGGCCUCCCGCGGGACGAAUAGGGCCUCUUUUAGGCGCCUUUGUCCGGCCCUUCCUAGUGCCCACCAGAAUCUCCAUGAAGGGUACAAAAUCCAGUUUGGUCGCCGCAGAAAGUGCUCGGGAGGGCGCUCGAAGCGAUGACAUUGACCGACAAAAAAAACAUUUUUUCUGGGUAAGCCGUGGCAAUGCUUAG